Calliphora vicina (urban bluebottle blowfly) is the source of this 4359-nucleotide messenger RNA. RefSeq names its product Rho GTPase-activating protein conundrum (gene conu). Gene Ontology annotation, molecular function: GTPase activator activity. The coding region runs from base 1625 to 3715 and encodes 696 amino acids. Gene Ontology annotation, biological process: regulation of actin filament polymerization; regulation of small GTPase mediated signal transduction; signal transduction. The record is from RefSeq and is a predicted model, not a curated record. Gene Ontology annotation, cellular component: cytoplasm. Lineage: Eukaryota; Metazoa; Arthropoda; Insecta; Diptera; Calliphoridae. The transcript is spliced from 14 exons.
AAAGAGUUUGCUUUAAUGAAUUUAUUGUGUGAAAAAAACCAAUUCAAAACAUAUUUAUAAAUAAAUUUACAAAAGUUUUUAAUAAAUUUUCAACAAAUUUUGUAUGAAACAGCAGUUUUCUAUUAAACUACAGUUAUAAAUCGAUUCAUAUACGAUUUGGUUUUACCUUUGACAAAAAAUAAAAUAAAAAUUCAAAACAACAAUAAUAAAAAAGCAACAACUAAAAGCCCGUUUUUUGUUACGAUUUCUGCUUCUUCUUCAGUUUUUUUUUUAUUAUUUUUUAAUUUCCCCCCAAACUGCUCCACCAACGAACGGCUCCCAUAAACCAAAACAAACAAAAAAAGUGUUGAUUUUUUUUGUUGGUGUUUUAUUACGGUUGAAUUUUUCGGUUGUUCAAGAGAGUCAACUCAACUCAUUUAGUCAGUCACUUCACUCGUCUCAAUAUUAAUUAUAUGUAUGAAUGUACGAAUGUAUGUUGAUAUUAAUAUUGUUGUUGUUGCUGUGAUUUGUUCAGAAAACAAAAGUGCUAGUGUAUGAGUGUUAAAGUAUUAAAGAAAAUAAAAAAAAUAUAAAAAGUGUUGUUGUUGUGUGUACUUAAAGUAAAGAAACAACUACAGAAAAUAACAACAAAAAACAAAACAAAAUAGCUGACAAUUUGUCGUUGCUGUUUCUUCUUCUUUUAUUAUUUACUCAACUUUAACGCAAAGAGUUGUCAUUAAAACAAAACAAAAAACCAACAAGAAAUAUUUAAAUUUUAAUUAAAAAAUAUAAAAUAAAACAAAAAUUAAAUACGAAAUACGAUACAACUUGAAAUAAAAUACAGCAGCAUUAACAAAAUAUAAAGAAAUCAAAUACAGCCCAGUCCGACCGAAAAAAACGUGUUGUUAAUUUAAUAUUUUCACUUUUUAUUUUAAAAAAUUUAAGUUUUAAAACAAAAUAAAACAAAAAAAUCAAUUGUUAAGAAAAAUAUUAAAGAGUUUUUUUUUGAGAAAAAUUAUAAAAAAUAUUCUGUGCAAAGUUUUACGAAAAGUGAAUUUUUAUGAGAUUUUUUUUCAUCUAAUGUAGUAGUAAAACAUUGGAUUGCAAUUUGUGUUUGAAGCCAACAAACCCACAACAGGAUUUAUUUUUUUAUUUUACUUUCUUAUCUAAUCAAUAACCAUACACCAUCAAGAUUGUCUCAUCCUUUCAAGCUCACCCCAAAACAAAUUUAACUACCAUUCCAAAAAGUUUCAACUAAAUUUUAAUUUUUUGUCAACACACUUAUUCUACACGAGUAAUAAACAUCCAUGAUAUAUUGAAUUAGAAAAAGAUCAAAACAAAACACCAUCUAUUCGGAUCUUCCUGAUCGUGUGUGUGAUUUUUUUGCGGUUUUUACAUUAUGUCAGCAACUGAGCUGACAGCGUUCUGUUUUAUUGUCAUCACCUAGAAGCAGAAAGAAAAAUAUGCUUUACUAGCCUUUUAUCAGCAAGACCAAACAGUCUUGUUUUUUUUCUAUCUUUCAAUUAUUAUUUUUACACAAGAUCAUUGAAUUAAAACAAGUGAUAAUUAUAUUAAUCGCUCUUAACGCUGCAGCCGUCAACAGUUUUCCUAACGCAAAUAAUUAUAAUAAUAAUAAUAAAUCAUCAUGCCAUAUUUUCCAAAUAUCAGUAAAAGUAGCAAUAAAAUGAGCAGUAAUACCUCAUUGGACAAUACAUCGGAUCAGGAUUAUAGUGAAUUUUUAAGUGAAUAUUUACUGCACACACAUUCACCACACAAUGAGCCGGAAAUACAAUAUGAAGAGGGUGAAUUGGAAGCUGAAUGGUUAAUAUCAGCCGGUUUUCCACAAUUAACAAAACCAUUUGAACAGGGUUUGGAGUUGAGAACUUCAGAAUUGGAACCCAUAUUGGCCACGUUGUCUAAGCCCCAUGCUGAUGCCAUUAAACAGAGAGUGCGUACACUGAAUCAAACUGUUAGAGGUCGCACUAAAAAUCGCCAAAAACGUAAACCCGAUAUAAGAGAUGUUUUUCGAGAUUUUGAUGAAUCAAGCACUGGUACUAGAUCCCGUAGUGCGACGCCCGAUUCCUUGGAUUCGAUACCAGGUGAUGAGGUUUGGGGCAAUACAUCCAUACCCAGUUUUGUGAGUAUCUUUGAUCAUGGCAAUACAACGGACAACGGUAAUGGCCAUUCACCCUUGUUUUCGAGUAAAAAUCUCAAACAGAAAUUGAGACGUACACCAAGUGCUCCGCUUAAAGGUUCUACAGAUAUUUUCCGUGGUUCUCAUGUACGCUGUGAUAUACCACUGUAUUCGGCCGAUGGUAUAGAACUAUUGGGAUUUUCACGCAUUGGCACCAUACACAUACCAAGGAAUAGGAAUAGAUCGGGCUCUGAUCCUUCAUGUUCAGUGGGACGUGCCCGUGGUGAAUUAAUGACCCAAGACUCUCAAAGUGAUAAUAACACCUCGUCGGGUGAUUCUAGUGAUGAGUGUCUAUCCAAUCAUCAAAGAUUAUCAAAUUCCUCGUCGCCCGAAACAUCGCCACAAAAGAUUUUAAUCAGUAAAAUACAUUUGGAUACACCGCCACAAAGUGUGCAAAAUUCACCCUCCUCACGAGAUGGUAUAAGCUUUGAGAGUAUGUGCCGUGAGACCUCUAGUCAAGAUGGAGUGGAUACUGUCGAUAGCAGUGAUUUAUCUUUGGAAUUUUACUCCGACAUUGAUACAAUUAACGAAACUGAAUUGAAGCGUUUACAACCGUUAUUCUGGUUGGAACUAGCUUCCAUAUUCGAUCGUAAUCACGUUCAGCUGGAUAAACGGAAACCCGUUAAGCGUCGUCGCAAAGAAGAGGGCAACUUAUUUGGUGUCUCUCUGAAUGCUCUAAUCAGACGUGAUCAACAGAUAACGGGCACCGAUUCCACAUUGGUACCAUUGUUUUUGGAAGGUUUACUGGAGGAGCUAACCAAAAGAGGUGCCCGUGAGGAAGGUAUAUUGCGUGUCGCUGGACAUAAACAAAAGACUGAAUUACUUUAUCAAGAACUUGAAUCGAGUUUCUAUCAAAAACCAAAAAAAUUCCAACAACUCUUAAGCUCAGCCAGUGUUCAUGAUUUGAGCGCCCUGCUCAAACGUUGGCUGCGCGAACUACCCCAACCCCUGCUCACCAACGAACUCAUACAAUUAUUCUAUCAGUGUCAUGCUCUCCCGCCCACAGAUCAAGCCAAAGCUUUGGCCAUCAUUUGCCAAAUGUUGCCACACGAAAAUCGCAACACCCUUCGAACGCUGUUGCAUUUCCUCAACAAUGUGAUCGAACAGAAAGAUCUAAACAAAAUGAAUUUACACAAUGUGGCAACGAUCAUUGCGCCAUCGUUCUUUCCGCCCCGUUUCGUGCAUCCCAUUGAUAAGAACAGCAUAGAGGAUCAAGUCAAGAUGGCGGCACAGUGUUGCCGUCUAACGAAUGUUUUGAUAACGCGGGGCGAAACACUAUUUCAAGUGCCAAAUAAUUUGAUAGAAGAGUCGAAAUCUUCGAAUAAAACAAGACAGGGCAAACGUGGUCUACAUCGACGUGUAAAGGCUACCACAUCCCUGUUGCAUGUUAGCAACUCAUCCAAUAAUAAUAAUAACAACAACAACAUUAGCAGCAAUAACAACAACAACAAUACCAGUACCAUUUCUAUAGGUGAAAAUGGCAAUAUGGUAACACGUCAACAGUCAAUUAAUCCAAGUCAUGUACAUCGUUUAAUUAUUUGAUCGCAACCACAACAAAUAUUUUAAAACCCAGAAAUAAAUUGUUGUCGUUAGUUUAAACAUAUUAAACAAAUUAGACCAAAGUCUAACUCUAACACAAAAAAAGGAAAUAAAUUACAAACAAAAAAAGGUGUCUAAUCAAAGGAAAGAAAUCAUUUCAUAAAAAUUUUAAAAGAGGAGACCAGUUUUUCAGUCAACACUUAAGUUUGACCAAAAUGCUGGAACGAAAAAUCAAAUUAAACAUUGUGUGCAUAGUUAUUAAACAAAAGCUCAAAUAGGAGUAAAUCAUAAAUAAAUAUAAAUAUUAUUGUCUCUUUACUUACAUACAUACAUAUUUACCAAGAUAUUCAAACAAAAAAUAAAAAAAAUAAUUUUAAACUUAAUGUUAAACUUACGAUUUAGUUUUAAUGUUAAUCCCCCCCCAUGUAUUAUGUAUUUUUAUGUACAUUAUAUAGUUUAUUAUUUACUUUUUAUGUUUAGUUAUGUAGUAUAUGUAGUUAAUUAAUUAUUAAUUAAUUAGUUUGUAGUGAAUUUAAAUAAAAUAACAAACAAAAAAAAUAUUAUAUCAUUUAUUAAGUAGUCAUUAGAUCAAAAAAUUAUAAACAAAUACACAAACAAAAAAAUAUAUACAAUAAUUUUUAACAGAA